AUGGCUACCAGGGAUCACUGUCUACUAUGCUUUGAGGCGCUGGAGGCUCAUCUCACUCACCGCAAAGCUCUGACUUUGGAAGAGAUUCAAGAAUCCUCAGCCUCUGCCUCAGAUCUAGAGCCUGCUGCUCCAAAGACCCUUGACGAUCCUAGUCUUCGGCAUCUAGCGAUCCCUGAUGCCAGCGCUUCUUCUUCUUCUUCCUCUUCCACCUCGCUAGAUGCUUCCACACCUGCCACGAGCACCUCUUCUCUUCCUAUCCCCCCAACAUCUGCCCCGCUAUUCGUGACAUGGAAUACGAUGGAGGAUGGCGAGCCCGUGCUGCGAGGUUGUAUCGGCACAUUCGAAGCUCAAGAUCUAGCUGAGGGUAUCCCGGAAUACGCCCUUAUCUCUGCCCUUCAAGACACUCGCUUCUCCCCAAUCGGAAAGUCCGAAUUGCCUACGCUCCAAGUCGCGGUCACACUCCUGACCGAUUUUGAAGAAGUCGAUGACAUAUUCGACUGGGAAAUUGGCGUUCACGGCAUCCGACUCUCAUUCUACGAUCGUGGCCGCCGUUAUGGCUCAACCUACCUCCCAGAUGUAGCCUCCGAGCAGGGAUGGACUAAAGAAGAAACGCUCUUCAGUCUCAUCCGCAAGGCGGGGUGGACUGGUAGUCGAGGACGCUGGAAAGACUUGGACCUCAAGGUCACACGCUACCAGGGCAAGAAGACUACUCUGGAGUACGCUGAUUACAAGAAGUGGAUUGACGAGGCGUGA
Fusarium musae is the source of this 753-nucleotide messenger RNA. RefSeq lists its product as uncharacterized. The transcript has a single exon. The record is from RefSeq and is a predicted model, not a curated record. Lineage: Eukaryota; Fungi; Ascomycota; Sordariomycetes; Hypocreales; Nectriaceae. Bases 1 to 753 code for a protein of 250 amino acids.